Messenger RNA from Rhizophagus irregularis DAOM 181602=DAOM 197198, 470 nucleotides. The record is from RefSeq and is a predicted model, not a curated record. NCBI's taxonomy places the organism in Eukaryota, Fungi, Glomeromycota, Glomeromycetes, Glomerales, Glomeraceae.
UGAUAUGGUCAAUUUUCUUAUGAAAUCUUUAUUAUCCGAAAAUAUAAUAUUAGAACAAGGAUUUCAUAUAUGUAAUGUUAUUACUGGUGAAUGUACAUGCUGGGAAUACAUAUGGAAUAGUUCAUUACGUGAUAAAUGUAGGCACUGUCAUGCAGCCACUUUGCUUAUAGAAACACAACAAAAAGGACAUCUAGAAGUUGUAAACAAAGCAAAGAAAAACUUGUUCAUUAUUUUCGUAAUAAGGAACGAGUAGUUCCCGCGUCUAUAAAAAAUAAUGUAAUAUAUCAAGGUGACAUGGAAGAUUCUUAUCAAGAAAUUAUUAGAUUAUAUAAUAUGCAAGGUAAUAAAAUAUUUUAUCUACUUAAACUGUCAUCUCAGGAGAUUAAAGAUCCAUUUCGGCCAGCAGAAUUAAGUGAAAGAACAAAAUCAAAUUUAGGCGCACCUCCUAAAUUAUCUGCUAAACCUCAAUC